Messenger RNA from Sitodiplosis mosellana (orange wheat blossom midge), 496 nucleotides. RefSeq lists its product as uncharacterized. Lineage: Eukaryota; Metazoa; Arthropoda; Insecta; Diptera; Cecidomyiidae. Gene Ontology annotation, cellular component: cytosol; mitochondrion. The record is from RefSeq and is a predicted model, not a curated record. The transcript has a single exon. Gene Ontology annotation, molecular function: peptidyl-tRNA hydrolase activity. Bases 21 to 431 code for a protein of 136 amino acids.
AAAACUAGCAAUAUUUCAUAAUGGCCAAUUUAUUCAAGUCAAUUUUCCAACGGACAUCAAUGGCUCUUAAACUAUCCGAACCGAUGCAAAUGUCACUGGUUGUGCGAAGCGAUUUGAAAAUGUCAACGGGAAAAAUUGGGGCGCAAUGUGCACAUGCAGCCAUUAUUUGUCAUACGAAAGCGGAAAAAAGUAAGCCAGAACAUCUGAAAGCAUGGUUGAAUUUGGGGCAACCGAAAGUGGUAUUGCGCGUCGGAUCACAAGCAGAAAUCGAAAAUUUGUCCAAAAUCGCUACAGAGAAGCAUAUAGUAAAUGGUUUAGUGCACGAUGCUGGAAGAACUCAAGUACUAGCACGAACCCCUACCGUUUUGGGCAUUGGUCCAGAUACUAAAUCCAAAGUAAAUGAGCUGACAGGAAAAUUGAAGCUCUUGUAAUCGAACUUAGUCAUUUGUAAAUUUAGUAGAAUAUUUUGAAUAAAAGAAAAUAUCGAUUUAGUUGA